AUGUGGAGGCACCGAGCAGCCCGCGGUCUGCUGCUCCUGAAGAAGGAGAUGGGGCUGUACCAGCUCACCAGGGAUAUCAUUGUGAUGAUCCGAGUGUGUAAAAUGUUCCGCCGAAGCCUCCGGGGAUUCCGGGAAUAUCAGAUCAUUGAGACUGGUCACAGAAAACACCCAAUCUUUUCCUUCUGGGACAAAAAGAAGCAGGGCCGGAUCACAUUCGACACCAUGGCCUUUGUGGCUGAGGAGGGGCACUUUCCUCCCAGUGCCAUUGAGAUCACGCUGAAGAAGCCUUCUUGGAGAACAAAGGAAGAGAUCCAAGACCUAGCCAAGAGCACAACCAGUUCCGAUCUCUUCCUGGCCCAGUCCAGCCUCUGUGUUACAACCAGAUUGACCGGCCAUGGCCCUCGUUCCAGGUUUGGCCGCCGACGUGUGGUCAUCAAGAAGGGACAGAGGGGCAACAGCUUUUAUUUCAUCUACCUGGGCAAGGUCGCAAUCACGGAUGAUGAGGACGGCAGCAGCGCUUUCCUGGACCCCCACCCAACCUUGUUGCGAAAGGGCCGCUCUUUCGGGGAAGUAGCCCUUCUGAGUUCUUCCAUGAGGAAAGCCACCGUGGUCUGUCUGGAGGAAGUAGAGUUCUUGGUUGUGGACAAGGAGGAUUUCUUUGCUAAUAAGCUGGAUGUGGAACUUGAAAAGGAUGCCCAGUAUCGGUUUCAAUUUUUUCGGAAGAUGGACCUGUUUCAGUCCUGGCCUAAAGAGAAGCUCUGGCAGCUGGUUGGCUUCGGGAAGGUGGAGAAGUUCUCCUUUGGUCAGCUGAUCUCAAAAGACUUUAUAGAGUCUGCCACCAUUGUGUUCGUCUGCAAGGGCAGCUGUGAAAUCCUGCGACUGAUAGACCUUGGAAAAUCCUUUUCCUACUAUAAGUGGAUCUGGCAGCAUCUGGAAUUCCAGUACAACAAACCUCUGAAGACCCCAGCCUUCGAGCCCUCUCCUAUGGAGAGAUUUAAGGAAUUUCAGAUCAAAUCCUAUCCUGUGCAGGACUUCAGUGCUUUGAAGCUUCUGCAUCUCCAGAAAGCCCAGCAGAAACAGAGAACCAGUAUCAGGCUGAAUGAAACUUCGAUGACUGAUCUUCCAAAGACCUUUGGUUCAAAAAUCAUAUGUAAGAGUGAUUAUCCGGUUAGAAAUCCGGUGAUUGAUCCCAUAACUGGUCGGCUUGUCGAAGAGGCUUGUGUGGGGACCUACAUGAAGAUCCACAAUGUGGAGCAAGGAGAAAUUGUGGGCCUUCACCUUAUCUCCCUCCCCAGUAUCACUCGGGACACUCGGACCCUGAUCCUGGUGAGUCUGGGCGCUGAGGUGAUACGGGUGAAGACAGACAGAUUUGAAGAACUGAUCGACAAUGAGACCAGAGAAAAAUUGGCUAAGUACUAUAUGGAAUACCCCAGUGAUGAAGAACUAUGCCAGCAUUUCCUCCAGGAGAACAGCUGGAAUAUCUUUCGGAAAGACCUGGUGCGGCUGCUGGUGGAGCCUCGCCAAAGGUCAAUGUUCAUCCCCCAACGGUCCAAGAAGACAAAGCCCUCCGACAUGAACUCUGUGAUCCUGAAUUUGUCUGACCUUAACAAGACUAAUACAACUAGCUACCCCAUUUUUAAGGCACCCUCAAAACACCUCCCCCCACUGAGGAUAGUCCAAAGUAUCAUACCACCUCGGCCCCAAAUCCAAGAACUCUUGCCUCAGUAUAAGAAUGCAGGAGUCCUUAUGUAG
This is a messenger RNA of Echinops telfairi (small Madagascar hedgehog), 1752 nucleotides long. It is a transcript of the gene CNBD2, whose product is annotated as cyclic nucleotide binding domain containing 2. NCBI's taxonomy places the organism in Eukaryota, Metazoa, Chordata, Mammalia, Afrosoricida, Tenrecidae. The record is from RefSeq and is a predicted model, not a curated record. Gene Ontology annotation, molecular function: cAMP binding. Gene Ontology annotation, biological process: spermatogenesis. Bases 1 to 1752 code for a protein of 583 amino acids. The transcript has 12 exons.